AAACUUAAAACACUUAUGUGUUUAUUACAUAUUUGUUGGAUGUUAUGUUUACAUCUGAAUUUGUUUGUUUGUUUGUCAGCAGGAUAUCCCAAACCAACAUGAACAGAUUCCAAAGACAUUUGAUGGAGAGGCAACUGCACAUGGAGAUGAUGAAAACAAGCUGACAGCCAAACCCAGGCUGCAGAGGGAGGGCAGCUGUGCAUCUUUGCACAACUCACUGAUGAGAAACAGUAUCUUUCAGCUCAUGAUACACACACUGGACCCACUCAGUGAUGAAGGACAGUUCAAAGAGAAAGCCUCAAUGCUUCACAAAAUGGCCAAGAAGAAGUGUAAAGAUGAUGGGGUCAGUGCCAAUGGUGUCGUCGAAAAAACAAUGUCCAAUAGUGUCAAAGUUGCAGUGGAAGUCACGCCACCAAUGAAUGGUGCCAUGGGAGGAGUUGUGGGUGGCGAGGAGGAUGAGGAUGAUGAUGAAGAGCAGCCUCUGAGCCUAGCGUGGCCCGACACAACCAGGAAACAGCUCACCUACCUCUUCAUCCUCCCCAUCAUCCUUCCUCUCUGGAUCACAGUGCCAGAUGUUCGGAGAGAGACAUCGUCAAAGUUCUUCCCCAUCACUUUCCUUGGAUCCAUCUGUUGGAUUGCUUUCUUUUCCUAUCUGAUGGUUUGGUGGGCUCACCAGGUUGGAGAGACUUUCUGGAUCACAGAGGAGAUCAUGGGUCUGACCAUCUUAGCCGCCGGCACUUCAAUCCCUGACUUGAUCACCAGUGUGAUUGUAGCACGAAAAGGUCUGGGUGACAUGGCUGUGUCCAGCUCCGUGGGAUCUAACAUCUUUGAUAUCACUGUAGGUCUUCCAUUCCCGUGGCUCCUCUACAACAUCAUCAAUGACUUCAAGCCAGUCCAGGUGAGCAGCAAUGGCCUGUUCUGUGCCAUCGUGCUCCUCUUUCUCAUGCUGCUGUUCGUCAUCAUCUCCAUCGCGUCCUCCAAGUGGAAAAUGAGCAAGCUGCUCGGCUUCUUCAUGUUCUUGCUUUACUUCAUCUUCCUCAUGGUCAGCGUCAUGCUGGAGGACAAAAUGAUCACCUGCCCCGUCACCGUCUGAGAGAGAGAAAACAUCACG
Messenger RNA from Thalassophryne amazonica, 1111 nucleotides. RefSeq names its product solute carrier family 24 member 2 (gene slc24a2b). Lineage: Eukaryota; Metazoa; Chordata; Actinopteri; Batrachoidiformes; Batrachoididae. The transcript has 9 exons. The record is from RefSeq and is a predicted model, not a curated record. Gene Ontology annotation, biological process: long-term synaptic depression; calcium ion transmembrane transport; intracellular calcium ion homeostasis. Gene Ontology annotation, molecular function: calcium, potassium:sodium antiporter activity; calcium channel activity. Gene Ontology annotation, cellular component: membrane. Bases 221 to 1093 code for a protein of 290 amino acids.